Chrysemys picta bellii (western painted turtle) is the source of this 2227-nucleotide messenger RNA. The record is from RefSeq and is a predicted model, not a curated record. NCBI's taxonomy places the organism in Eukaryota, Metazoa, Chordata, Testudines, Emydidae.
AUGGCUAAGCAAAAUUCUCCAUCAUUAAUUGAAGUUGUAAAACAAGUAGCAGAACAGCAACAUUCACAAGCAUCCGAAAUAGAAAAAAGCAAAAUAGUUCUUUCUCAGUUACAGGCUGAGCUUCAAGAACUUGAAAAACAAAUGGACUCUGCUUUAUUAGAAACAAAGGCAACAGAAAGGCAAAUUUAUCAGCAAGAUGAUGACAUAGAAACUACAAAAUAUCACUGUGAAAGUCUGGAGUCCCAAGUCAGAUCCCUAUAUGCUGAAAAGAUAAAGCUGAAACUUGACACGGAAGCAGCACAAGAAGAAUUUGAGAUGAUGCUCGCAAGAAAUGGUGCAUAUCAUGAGAAAAUAAUGGCUCAUAAAGAGCGUUAUUGGGAAGCAGAAAGCAAAAUGCCAGUUAUGCUCGAACUUGCUAAAAAACAAGACAUGGUUCAAGAGCUAAAGACAAAGAAAGAAGAAUUAAUGAAUGACCUCCAGAAUCCUGAAGGACAAGUUAUAAAACAAGUGCAGGAAGAAAUUACACAUUUAAUAGAGGAAGUUACUAUGGUAAAAGAGUCUAUCAAUGAAAAGAAAAAAUUGCUUGAAGAAGAGAAAAAAGUGCAUGCUAAACUUAGAAAAGAGAUUGAGGUACAGAAUAAAAGAAGUGAUGCUAUUCUAAAACGUUUGCAUUGUCAACUGAACAAACUCCAGUCGAACAGAAGACAGUGGCACUGGAACAUUCAACAGAUGGAAAAAAAGGCAGCUGAACUAAGAAAGUGUCUUGGAGUAACAGAGUGAUAUAUAGUACAGUACAAUACAAUGCUCAGCAAUUUAUAACAUAUGUCAUCCUUUAUAUAUAACAGGUGGUUGUUGGAAAUAAUCCCUUGAAUCUUGGACUAAGGAUGAGUGAUUUUUUCCCCCUCUGCUCUGUGCCCUAGAAUACUUUGUGUCCUGUGCCAACUUUAAUGGCCUAAAGCAAUGUUCUCUUUUGUUCCUGGGGCCAGUGACUUCUCAGGAAGGAAUUUAUUACAAUUCCCAGACUGCCUUCAAAAGCAUCUACCAACAUUUGCAAAUCCCUUAAGACCAUAUAAAUUUGGAAAGUUCCUUUUCGUUUGGUUGGUAUUUUUUUUUUUUUUUUAGAUCAAGUUCUGCAUUGUUUUUCACUCUGGGAAAUUCAUAUGAGGUGGAUAAUUGCAUUUAAUGAGCUACAAAAGCUUCAGAUCUUUCAUGCACAGCUCUAAUCAGUGCAGUGUACUAAGUAACUCUGAGCUCUCUGGUAGUAUUUUGCCACGUGGAAGAGUCAGCUGUACAAAAUACUAUAGCAUUCCUGCUCUCCUUGUGCCAGGAUUCCCCUCGCCCUAGCACAAGAGAAAGAAGACAUACUUAGUCUGUCCUGCUUGCUUACCAUGAAAGGGCCCGGGACAAUCACAGUUUAAGGAUUGCUCCUCCUAAAACACAAUCGCUCCCAGAGCUCCCGGUAAGGCUGUGCAGGACUACACUACCCCUUAUUCAGAGCUGUCGCUAAGUGCCACAGUCUAACUCUAUGGAGGCUAAAGCAUGGGUAAAAUUAAUUCUAGUAAAUAAAGAUCACUUAAUAGAGACCAGUUUUGUUUGAAACACGCAGAUGUAUGUUUUCUGCGGUUGGGUGAUGCAAGGAAUGUAAAGAGUAAAAUGGCAGUUUAGAAUAACAUGAUGCUGCAAAUUCCUCCAUCCUUCUGAACCAGUUCCUAUGUUAGGGCCUGAGACUAUUCCUAUUGGUACCAAUGAGAAAACUCUUCCUGAAUUCAGAUGGACUAGGAUCAGACCCUUGUGGCGUGCUGUUGAUGUAUGUCACAAUGAAAGAAGAGGGAGACAACAUUGUAUGAUGGCCUUUUCCCUGGCAAACAAACAAACAAACAAACAAACAAAGAAACCCAAACAUUAUUUAAACUGUAAUUUUUUAAAAGUCAGCUUUGUGCAGACGUUUUUUACUGCUCUGGACAACAGAAAAUGUGGAAUUUCAGCACAACAUUAUCAAGUUUUCUCAGUUCAUUUUUUUCUUGGCUGAGGUUUUGUUUUUACAGAACUGAUCACUUGUUCGUCUCGUACUUCAAUUAACUUUCUGGACUCAAAGUCAAAGCUUCAGAGGAGCAUCGCAAUUAUAAGACUUAAGUCAUGCAUUUCCCCAGGACUUUUGGAAAAGAAAAAUGAACACCAAAUCACCAUUUAUUUAAAACUUCAUGUCAGAACCUUAGUGAAUAACCAG